CUAACAACGGCGCUGGGGCGCACUUAAUUGCUGCGCACCCUCUACAAAUGGCGCGGCUGAAGGUCGUCGUCCUGGCCUCGUGCAUGCUACUGUUUGGCACCAUCAACACGCUUACAACCAAAUUCCAGGACUUGGCAGUUGUGGGUCAUACACCCGAUGGAAAACCGGUCACCUUCAAACAUCCAGCUGUGCAGUCCGCCUUCAUGUUCUUCGGCGAGAUGCUGUGCCUGCUGCCGUACUACCUCAUGGAGUGGAAGUACGGCAACACGAAGAGCAGGAUACGGCGCCGUACGGAACUGGAGCGCCGCGGCCCCGCCUUCCGCGCCCGCCGCAUGCUCAUCUUUGCCGUACCUGCGGCGUGUGACGCGGUGGCGACCACACUGCUGAACCUCGGGCUGUACUACACUUUCGCCUCCACCUACCAGAUGCUCCGCGGCACGCUGGUCCUCUUCGCCGGCUUUUUCACCGUCACCAUCCUGCGCCGCCGCCUCUACGUGCACCACUGGCUGGGCAUGGCGCUCAUCACGGGCGGGGCGGCGCUGGUGGGGGCGGCCAGUGUGCUGAGCAGUGCGGCGGCGGGGCAGCAGGGGAAC
This is a messenger RNA of Astrephomene gubernaculifera, 593 nucleotides long. The record is from the annotation of a GenBank genome assembly. Lineage: Eukaryota; Viridiplantae; Chlorophyta; Chlorophyceae; Chlamydomonadales; Astrephomenaceae.